AUGGCUGGUGUUUUACAUUCCGAAGUUUGUUGCUGCUCAUUUUUAUCACAUUCCAAAUUUGGUCAUAAUCAUUCCCAUGGUAACGGACAUGAUCAUAGCCAUGGCAACAAUGAUGGUCACUCCCAUAGAAAUUACGACACUGGAAAACGUAAACAUUCCGAUCACCAACAGGUGCCAUUGAUAUCAAACAAUGAGUUGAGUGUGGAGAUAGAACAGAGUGAAGUCACUACGCGAAGUAAAAAUAUCAAUGUUCGUGCUGCGUUUAUACACGUGAUAGGUGAUAUUAUACAGAGUAUUGGUGUCUUCAUAGCAGCUUUAAUUAUCAAAUUUACAGAUGGUGAAAUGUACCGUCUAGCCGACCCAAUCUGUACCUUCAUCUUCUCCCUGUUAGUUUUAAUAACCACCAUUGCCGUUUUACGAGAUACUUUGCGUGUUAUGUUGGAAGAAAAUAUUGUUACACAUAACAACGUUUUACAAAACGCUAAAAAAUUACUCAAAUCUGAGUUUGACUUCUAUCAUGUGACUAUUCAGGUAGAGAACUAUCACCAGGAAGUGAUGUCACAGUGUGAUGAGUGCAAUGAAAUUAGAUGA
Messenger RNA from Lottia gigantea (owl limpet), 591 nucleotides. RefSeq lists its product as hypothetical. The transcript has 3 exons. Gene Ontology annotation, biological process: response to zinc ion; zinc ion transmembrane transport. Gene Ontology annotation, cellular component: plasma membrane. The record is from RefSeq and is a predicted model, not a curated record. Gene Ontology annotation, molecular function: zinc ion transmembrane transporter activity. The coding region runs from base 1 to 591 and encodes 196 amino acids. Lineage: Eukaryota; Metazoa; Mollusca; Gastropoda; Lottiidae.